UCAGCUGCCUCUUUUCUCUGGAAUAAUGGAAAUACUGAGGCUUUUGGCUACUAAGAGGCAAGGGUGGGCCCUUCCUUUGUGUUCAGUCUGAAUUAAAUUAUGUGAAAGUUAGUUCUUUCCAAGCCUAAGCUGCCUUCUGUUCCCGCCCUCAGAAAGUCCCAGUUCCUUUAUUCCCCAGUGAUAACCAUGAGCUGCCAGUAGAGGCUGCUGUAGUUCCAUAUGUGGAAAGUGACGUGGUUCAAGGUGCUUCCUAGGACCCAGUCUUGCUUUACUAUAUACCAGUUCUGUCAAUGAAUAAUCUCCUCAGUUCCCUGAGAAGAUACCAGGGGCUCCUGGUUCCAAUUUUCAAGUUCGUUUAAGGGCUGCCUAGGGCCCUAGCUCCCCCCGAAAUAAAGUUUUCCCAGCUUCACCUUGCAAAUAGCCUGGUUUCCAAUGAGAACCUCAUUGUCACAGCAAAAAGUUUUACGGUCAUGAACAGCAGAGGAAGAUCUCUAUUUCAUUUCAGAGAACAGUACCAGUAGCUAAUAUUUUUGAAUACCUACAGUGUGUAAAACUCUGUUAAGCGCUUUAUGUGCAUAGUCACAUUUAAUCUUCAUGAUUCUGUCAAGUGGUUUUUAUUAUUCCUUUUCUGUAGGUGAGGACACUGAACACUCAGGUUAGGUAACUUCCCCAGGAUCAUUGAGCUUAGAGAGCUGGGACUAGUGUCUUAACCCAGGCCCUCAACCAUUUAUUCCUCCUUUCUCACUAACAAGAUAGAAAGAGGCUGAAACUUCAGAUCAAGGGAUUGGCAUUAGGUAGCAGGCAGAAUUCAGUGCUUAUCGGUGAACUGGGCAGUGGGUCCUAGAAAUACUGGGCAGGAAAGUAAACAAUUAACGGUGCCUGCACAUGGCACGCAGGACUUCAUGGGUGUCUGAGAUUUUGCAUUCUUCUUAGGCCUGUUCUGGGUAGGAGAUGUUUAGUGUUAAUCUAAAACCCUUUAAUCUGGUCUAAAUGGAUGGAAAUCAGUAGUUGGUACUGACUGGGUACUGUUAGGAGUUCAGGGCACAGAAGAAGUUUAUACACGUGGGAGUAGCUCCUUUAGCCAAACCACAGGACAGAAAAUUGGAACAGAAUUAUACAAAUCCAGGUCAGAAAUUUCCUGUCCAACCCAUGGGGUGGAGUCUUCUCCAUUCCUGUCCAUCCUAGUGAAUAUAUACCCUGACUGAAUGUCAGUGACUGGAAGGAGCAUCUAGUAGGACGCUGCUUUUAGCUCUCAGCAUCCACAAUGAAUCUCAAGGUAGUCCUUGUAUUCCUGGCACUGUCCCUCAUUACCAUCUUCACCCUGGCCUAUAUUCUGCUGACCAGUCAAGGUGGCUCCAGCCAGCCUCCCCGCUGCCCCUCUGUAUCCCCCAGUGCCCAGCCCUGGACACAACCUGGCCAGAGCCAGCUGUUUGCAGACCUGAGCCGAGAGGAACUGACUGCUGUGAUGAGCUUUCUGACUCAGCACCUGGGCCCUGGGCUGGUGGAUGCAGCUCAGGCCCGGCCCUUGGACAACUGUGUCUUCUCAGUGGAGUUGCGUCUGCCCCCCAAGGCGGCAGCCCUGGCCCACCUGGACAGGGGGAGCCCUCCACCUGCCCGGGAGGCCUUGGCCAUCGUCUUCUUUGGUGCACAAGCCCAGCCCAACGUGAGUGAGCUGGUGGUGGGGCCACUGCCUCGCCCAUCCUAUGUGCGGGAUGUGACUGUGGAGCAUCAUGGGGGCCCCUUGCCCUAUUACCGACGCCCCCUGCUGGCAACCGAGUAUGCCCAGAUAUGGAGGCAUUUGAAAGAGGUGGAGUUUCGCAAGGCACCCGUCUUCCUGGCUUCUGUCUUCAACUACAAUGGCUCCACUUUGGCGUCCUUGCACGCCAACCCCCGUGGUUUGCGCUCAGGGGACCGUGCUACCUGGAUAGGUCUCUACCAUAACAUCUCAGGUGUUGGUAUUUUCCUUCACCCGGUGGGGCUGGAACUGCUGCUGGACCACAGGGCCCUGGACCCUGCCCAGUGGGCUGUCCAGCAGGUCUUCUACCUUGGACAGUAUUAUGCAGACUUGGGCCAGUUGGAAUGGGAGUUUAAGGCUGGCCGACUGGAAGUGGUUAGAGUUCCUCUACCCUCUCCAAAUGGUGCUUCAUCUCUGAGGUCCCGGGUUUCUCCGAGUCCUCUUCCUCCACUUCAGCUCUCGCCCCAGGGCUCCCAGUACAGUGUACAAGGCAACCUGGUGGUAUCCUCCCUCUGGUCAUUUACCUUUGGCCAUGGGGUUUACAGUGGCAUGAGGAUUUUUGAUAUUCGGUUCAAGGGUGAGCGAGUAGCCUAUGAAGUCAGUGUCCAAGAGUGUCUGUCUGUUUAUGGUGGUGAGUCACCCAUGGCAAUGAUGACCCGAUACUUGGAUAGCAGCUAUGGACUUGGCCGUGAUAGCCGGGGCCUGGUACGGGGAGUGGACUGCCCUUAUCAAGCCACGAUGGUGGACAUCCAUGUAUUGGUAGGCAAAGGGACAGUCCAGCUGCUUCCAGGGGCUGUGUGUGUAUUUGAGGAGGCCAAAGGACUACCCCUUCGAAGACACCGCAAUCUGGUUGAGAGUCAUUUCUAUGGCGGUUUGGCCAGCUCAGCUCUUGUGGUCAGGUCUAUAUCAUCUGUGGGCAACUAUGACUACAUCUGGGACUUUGUGUUGCACCCAAAUGGGGCAAUUGAAGGGCGGGUCCAUGCCACAGGCUAUAUCAACGCAGCUUUCCUGAGUGGGGGAGAGGAGAGCCGCCUCUUUGGGAACCGUGUGGGAGAACAAGUGUUGGGGAUGGUGCACACCCAUGCUUUCCACUUCAAGCUGGACCUGGAUGUGGCAGGGCUGAAAAACUGGGUGGUGGCUGAAGAUGUGGUGUUUAAACCUGUGGCAGCUCCCUGGAGCCCAGAGCACCAGCUGUACCGCCCACAGCUGACUAGGCAGGUCCUGGAAAGGGAAGACCUGACAGCAUUCUCCUUGGGAAGCCUCCUUCCCCGUUACCUUUACCUGGCUAGCAACCAGACUAAUGCGUGGGGUCACCAGCGCGGGUACCGAAUCCAGAUCCACAGCCCCCUCGGCAUGCACAUGCCCCUGGAGAGCGACAUGGAGAGGGCCCUCAGCUGGGGGAGGUACCAGCUCGCGGUGACCAGGAGGAAGGAAGAGGAGUCACAGAGCAGCAGCAUCUAUUACCAGAAUGACAUCUGGACACCCACUAUGGCCUUUGCUGACUUCAUCAACAAUGAAACCCUCUUAGGAGAGGACCUGGUGGCUUGGAUUACAGCCAGCUUCCUGCACAUCCCUCAUGCUGAGGAUGUCCCCAACACAGUGACCGUGGGGAACUGUGUUGGCUUCUUGCUCCGACCCUACAACUUCUUUGAUGAAGACCCUUCCAUCUUCUCCCCUGGCAGCAUCUACUUUGAGAAGGGCCAGGAUGCUGGGCGCUGCAGUGUCAAUCCUGUGGCCUGCACCCCCCACCUGGCAGCGUGUGCCCCAGACUUGCCCCCUUUUUCUUAUCAAGACUUCUAGCUCUGAGGAUGUGGUGGGACAUGGGAGGCUGAGGCAUAAGUACCUUCCUCUGUUUGCACUUCCCAUUCCCUGCAUCCUUAUCAAGUCUGCUCCACUGAUAACCCACUCUCUCAAUGUUCUUUAGGAAACAGCCUCUUCCCAGAUAUCUCCAUAUAUCACUUUGGUUCACUCUCAUUUCUCAUUAUUUUAAAAUAUAUUAAUGAAUUCAUAAAAAUGAUGUGAAAUAUAGCACUCAAAUACUUAAUGUUCAGUUUUGGUGAGCAUUAUACUAGAUAUUUAUGCAUGUAUAUUCAAAUGGAAGAAUAAAUAAAAAUUUGUAAAAUAGAUAUGGUAUGUGUAAUUUUAAAUAAAAAGUACUACAAGGAUUUUAUUUGAAUUUAUUCUGUUUGACUUUUAAAGUAUCUGGAGUCCCCCGGAGAAUGUUUAGGACUCUUGGCCAAGGAAAUUAGCAGAGGAGAGGCGAGAAGGAAAAGGGAGACAGACCUG
This is a messenger RNA of Loxodonta africana (African savanna elephant), 4021 nucleotides long. RefSeq names its product amine oxidase copper containing 2 (gene AOC2). The record is from RefSeq and is a predicted model, not a curated record. Gene Ontology annotation, biological process: amine metabolic process. The coding region runs from base 1265 to 3535 and encodes 756 amino acids. Gene Ontology annotation, cellular component: plasma membrane. Gene Ontology annotation, molecular function: quinone binding; copper ion binding; primary methylamine oxidase activity. Lineage: Eukaryota; Metazoa; Chordata; Mammalia; Proboscidea; Elephantidae. The transcript has 4 exons.